Molecule: messenger RNA, 1206 nt
Organism: Tribolium madens (black flour beetle)
Lineage: Eukaryota; Metazoa; Arthropoda; Insecta; Coleoptera; Tenebrionidae
Gene: MED30
Product: mediator of RNA polymerase II transcription subunit 30
Exons: 2
Coding region: 270-1163 (297 amino acids)
Biological process (GO): positive regulation of DNA-templated transcription
Cellular component (GO): mediator complex
Molecular function (GO): transcription coregulator activity
Source: RefSeq, a predicted model, not a curated record
CAAAUUCGGAUUUCUAAAUUUCCUGAAACGCAAACAAAAUGUGCUAAAAAUUACAAAUUUUGUAGUUUUACGCAGUUAAUUCGAUGUUUUUUCUACAAAAAGUCGCAUAAAUCACUAUUUUACUACAUCAGAAAUAAAUUAAAACACAUUAUUGUUAGAUUUUAAUUGUCACUGUUUCGAGGUUAUGUUAUUGUGUCAUUGGUCCGAAAAAAGUGCAAGAAUCAUCCAAAAUAAGACUUUUUAAUGCACUUUUAUCGAAUUUGUGCAAAAUGUCGGGCCCCCAGCACCACUUUAUGCAAGGUUUAAACAAUUCGCAACAAGCCGCCCUCCGAAACCAAUUUGCGUCAACAAUGCAGAACCAAAUGGGCACAACCAUGCAAAACCAACUACCCGUCCACAUGCAGACAUCCAUGGGCAACCAAAUGACCAACCCCAUGAUAUCCCAAAUGGCCUCAACCUUGAACAACCCACCCAUGCAAGGAAACACCCAAAUUAUGGGCCAGUUAAACCAACAAUACACCAUCAACCCUGGUACCCAAAUCGCCCAACACCAACAGAUGCAACAAGGCUCGAUGGAAUUUUCAAACAAUUUGCAACACCACGCGAUGCAAGCCAAUCAGUCGCAAAUGGUGCAACAAGGGGGCACAGCAGCGCCAGCCCCGCAAAUCCAAGCACAGCAGCAGCAACAACAAUCAAAGGAAUUUAAUACAGCCUCCUUGUGUCGGAUUGGGCAAGAGACAGUUCAGGACAUUGUGAGUCGGACACAGGAGGUGUUCCAGACUUUGAAGACGAUACAGCCCCCCAAUGGCACCCCUCAGUCGUCCAACGCCAGUAAUGAGAAGAAGGCCAAGGUUCAGGAGCAGUUGCGCACCAUUAGAGUACUUUUCAAGAGAUUGAGGCUCAUUUACGAGAAGUGCAAUGAAAAUUGCCAACUCCAGGGCAUGGAAUACACGCACAUUGAAAGUCUGAUUCCUUUCAAAGACGAACAUGACCCAAAACACGACGAGAAGAAGAAUUCAGAGGCUUACAGACUGGCUUGUGAGGAGUGUAAGGAGGUCAUGGAGCAGGUGAUUUUGAAAAACAAACAACUGAAGGAUGUGAUUGACCACUUGAGGAGGAUUAUUUGGGAAAUUAACACAAUGUUAACAAUGAGACGGUCUUAAAUUAAUUUGUACUUAUUACGAAAAUAGAAACUUUUCUACCAAA